This is a messenger RNA of Sturnus vulgaris (Common starling), 1059 nucleotides long. RefSeq names its product SRR1 domain containing (gene SRRD). The record is from RefSeq and is a predicted model, not a curated record. NCBI's taxonomy places the organism in Eukaryota, Metazoa, Chordata, Aves, Passeriformes, Sturnidae. Gene Ontology annotation, cellular component: cytoplasm; nucleus.
AUGGGAGCGGGAGGCUGGACCCGUGACCCGCGGACAGAAUCCGACCUGCUGAGCCCUGGGGGCUGCCAGACCUCACGCACGACCGGGGACAGCGAUCAGCAAAGGGCCGAAGGUGCUUCCCGGGACAGCGGCACGCGUGGGGAGGAGGGUGAGGAUGAGGAAGGCGGCCCCGCAACCGAAGCCGUGCUGCGGCGGCUGCGAGAGGCGCGGGAUGAUCUGCUGAGCUCCGGCUUCUGGGCGGAGAGCGCCGGAGCCCUGCGAGCCCCGCUGAGCGGUCCCGCCGAGCCGCCCGCCCGCUGCGUGUGCUACGGGCUGGGCCGGUUCGGGCGCUGCCCCGCCGCACGGUACCAGCUCGCCUUCCUGCUGCUGCUGCUGGACGAGCUGCGGGUGCCGCCCGCCCGCUGCGCGCUGUUCGACCCGGCCUUCUCGGAGCGGGAGGCGGCGGCGCUGCGAGCGCUGGGGCUGUGCCUGCUCGCGGAGAAUGAGGAGGGGAAGCACGGCGUGGAGGGCUCGGCCACGCUGUUCUACAUGGUGCACUGCGGGAAGGCUCUGUACAACAACCUGCUGUGGAGCAACUGGAGCCCAGCGGCGCUCUCCAAGCUGGUCAUCAUCGGGAACAGCUUCCGAGGAAUCGAGGAGAGAUUGCUGUCCAGAAUCUUGGAGAGAGAUUAUUCUUACAUAGCAAAGGUCUUGAAAGGAGUAGAGGAAGUGGCACUCCCCAGUCACCCUCGGUACCUGGACACCUUCAAUGACACCUCAGUGCACUGGUUUCCCUUGGAUAAACUGCAGGAGCUCUCCCCUGAGGUCUGGGACUUCGUGGAGGAGCCAAUGUACCAGGACUGUGAGGACCUGGAGAUCAUCAGGAAGGGGGAGGGACCUGCUGCCAAGUCCUGACCAUCCGUGUGGUGGCAGGGCUGGGAUCCACAUCUCUUCCCAUGGAAGCUUCUGUGCAGCUGAGAUGGAGCUCAGGUAGCAUCAGGCUCUGUCAAAAGUGACAGCACCUGAAUGCUGAGGUGAUGGGACAUUUUUGUAUCUUAUUUAAUAAAAAAGUAAAGCUGA